GUAUAAUUGACAUUUAUCAAGUCAUUCAGAGUUUCAUGAUUUAGGAGAAAAUAAUUAUUAAAAUAAAUGUCUGGAGAAGAUUGCGAGUCCUUCGAUCGAGGGGAUGCUGAUGGGCAGAAGCCCGAUAAAAUGUUUACAUUAAAAAAGUGGAACGCAGUGGCAAUGUGGAGCUGGGAUGUCGAAUGCGAUACUUGUGCAAUUUGCCGCGUUCAAGUCAUGGACGCCUGUCUAAGAUGCCAGGGCGAGAGCAAAAAGGACUCGUACGGCAAGCAAGAUUGCGUGGUUGUCUGGGGCGAGUGUAACCACAGCUUCCACUUUUGCUGCAUGUCGCUCUGGGUAAAGCAAAAUAACCGUUGUCCAUUGUGUCAGCAGGAGUGGUCCAUUCAACGGAUGGGCAAAUAAAAAUUGUCCAUUGUGACAAAACAAAUAAUCUCCAAUUAUAAGCAUGCUCCAUAUUAAUUUGUCUCGUACAUUGUAAAUAUUUUUUUUGUAUUACAAAUUAACUGAUCAAUAAACCACUAUAUUUAAAA
Vanessa tameamea is the source of this 530-nucleotide messenger RNA. RefSeq names its product RING-box protein 2-like (gene Roc2). The record is from RefSeq and is a predicted model, not a curated record. Gene Ontology annotation, molecular function: zinc ion binding; cullin family protein binding; ubiquitin protein ligase activity. Lineage: Eukaryota; Metazoa; Arthropoda; Insecta; Lepidoptera; Nymphalidae. The coding region runs from base 67 to 402 and encodes 111 amino acids. The transcript is spliced from 2 exons. Gene Ontology annotation, cellular component: nucleus; Cul5-RING ubiquitin ligase complex. Gene Ontology annotation, biological process: protein ubiquitination; ubiquitin-dependent protein catabolic process.